Messenger RNA from Rhinichthys klamathensis goyatoka, 3863 nucleotides. RefSeq names its product SEC31 homolog B, COPII coat complex component (gene sec31b). The coding region runs from base 157 to 3669 and encodes 1170 amino acids. The transcript has 27 exons. The record is from RefSeq and is a predicted model, not a curated record. NCBI's taxonomy places the organism in Eukaryota, Metazoa, Chordata, Actinopteri, Cypriniformes, Leuciscidae. Gene Ontology annotation, molecular function: structural molecule activity; protein binding. Gene Ontology annotation, biological process: COPII-coated vesicle cargo loading; endoplasmic reticulum organization; endoplasmic reticulum to Golgi vesicle-mediated transport. Gene Ontology annotation, cellular component: COPII vesicle coat; endoplasmic reticulum exit site.
UUUAAUCGUUUCGUACAGUCCCUCGCCGGUUGCCGUACUGGACUACAAUUCCGCACCGGACUACAUUCCCCAUGAGUGUCGCGAGGAGCGCCGCUGACUGAACUCUCAUCAACACAAACGAGACUAUUAAUCACCAACAACCGAGUUUGGAGGAAGAUGAGGGUGAAGGAGAUCCUCAGGACGGCCUCUCAGGCAUGGAGUCCUGCGAGACAGCAUCCCACAUACCUGGCCUUAGGCACCGCAGCGCAGCAGUUAGACGCGUCUUUCAACACCAGCUCCGUUCUGGAGAUCUUCGAGAUGGAUUUUGCUGAUACGUCCAUGGACAUGAAGCUCAGAGGAACUCUGCCCACCUCCAACAGGUUUCACAGUCUGAUCUGGGUGGCGUUUGAUAUGGACGUGACGGCGGGUUCAUCGGGGCGGCUCAUCGGAGGCAGUGAGAACGGAAGCGUGACCGUCUUCGGCCCGGACGCUAUUCUCUCCGCGGCCGAAGACGCCGUGAUCGGACAGUCCAACAAACACACAGGGCCCGUGCACGCCCUCGACUACAACCGCUUCCAGAGUAAUCUCAUCGCAUCAGGAGCCAAUGAUUCGGAAAUAUACAUCUGGGAUUUGAACAACUUCAGUAAUCCGAUGACACCGGGCACCAAGUCACAGCCAGCGGAGGACGUGAGCGUUGUGGCGUGGAACAGUCAAGUGCCGCAUAUACUGGCAUCCGCCAAUCCCAGUGGGAAAGCCGUGGUCUGGGAUCUGAGGAAGAACGAGCCCAUCAUCAAAAUCAGUGACCACAGCAACAGGAUGCACUGUUCUGGGAUGUUGUGGCAUCCAGAUGUGGCCACUCAGCUGGUUCUGGCAUCCGAGGACGACAGGCUUCCCGUGAUACAGAUGUGGGACCUGCGGUUCGCGACCUCGCCACUCAAAGUCCUGGAGAACCACACCAGAGGCAUUCUGUCCAUCUCAUGGAGUCAAGCCGAUCCAGAGCUUCUGCUGAGCAGCGGCAAAGACAACCGGAUCCUGUGCUGGAACCCGAACACCGGAGAGGUGAUUUACGAGCUGCCAACAGCCAAUCAGUGGUGCUUCGAUGUGCAGUGGUGUCCGCGUAACCCCGCCCUCCUGUCCGCUGCAUCAUUUGACGGGCGGAUCAGUGUGUACUCAGUUAUGGGGGGGCGUCUUCAACAGCAUCAGCACAGCACGGUGGACCAGAUCUCGGCUUCGUUUGACACCAACGACCCGUUUGGAACCGGUCAAGCUCUUCCGCCUCUGCUAAUGCCUCAACCCACAGUGGAGACCACCAUCAUCCCUCCGCUAACUAAGCCACCCAAGUGGGUGCGAAGGCCUGUCGGCGCCUCUUUCGCUUUCGGUGGGAAGCUGGUGACGUUUGAGAACCCUUCAGUGCCGGGUCAGCCUCGACAGGUACAGGUGAGUCAGGUGACCACAGAGACCGAGUUCCUCCAGCGCUCCAGCGAGCUCCAGGCCGUUCUGCAGUCUGGCUCCUUCACCAACUACUGCCACAGUAAGAUCACGAGCGCCCCGUCUGACGCCGAGCAGGACAUAUGGAGGUUCCUCAUGGUGAAUUUCGAAGAUGAAGCGCGAGUGAAGUUUUUGCGGCUGCUGGGCUUCAGUAAAGACGAGCUGCAGAGGAAGAUCUCGGCGUGUUUGUCGAGGAAGCUUCAACCCAACGGUUUAGAUGUGAACGAUCUGGCGGAGAAGAUGCAGACUCUUUCUGAUCAGAGAGCAGACGAGUCUGCGGACGGUUCGUCAGGCCGCGAGUCUCCUGCGGAUUUCUUCCAUCAACUACCAAAGAAAGACAAAGACAAAGAGCCCUUCCAGAUCCCCGUGUCCUCAGGCGAGCAUGGGCUGAUCAGUCAGGCUCUGUUAGUGGGGAACUUCGAGGGCGCCGUGGAUCUGUGCUUGAGUGACGGGCGUUUCGCGGAGGCCAUCCUGCUGUCAAUCAGCGGAGGGGAGGAGCUUCUGAAGAAGACCCAGCAGCGCUACCUCACCCACCAGACCAACAGCGUCUCCAUGCUGAUCUCGUCAGUGGUGACGCAGAACUGGUGUAAUAUCGUCCAGAGCUGUGAGCUGGAGAACUGGAAGGAGGCGUUAGCGGCUCUGCUAACCUACGCUAACCCAGAGGAGUUCGCUUCUCUCUGCGAUACUCUAGGAGCUCGUCUGGAUGCUGAAGGCUCAGAGAAACACCGUCUGCAAGCCUGUCUGUGCUUCAUCUGCUCCGGGAACAUCGAGCGUCUGGUGGAGUGCUGGACGUCACAGAGAGACUGUUCGUCUCCGCUCGCGCUCGAGGAUCUGGUGGAGAAGGUGAUGAUCCUGCGGAGGUCGAUCGAGCGUCUGCGUAACCGCGAGGUGUGUGUGCGGAGCUCAGCGCUGACGGAGAAGCUCAUCCAGUACUCCAGUAUACUGGCGUCACAGGGCAGCCUGAACACCGCGCUCAACUAUCUGCCCGACGACUCCGACCAGGUUGCUGUUGGGAUGUUAAGAGACAGACUGUCGCAUGCGAAGGGCGAGACGCUGCAGAGACAACACCCGUCCACACCAGCAGGAGGCGCUGCGAACACACACACUCCUCCAGCACACACACAGGGGUCGUACCCGUCCACACUCCCUGCUCAGACGAUGCCCCGUCUCUUCACCCCUCAGACUGAGUCUGCUGGAGCGCCGCGGCCCGGCCUGAGACCACAAUACCCACAAUACCCUGCCACAGCUCCAGGUUUCCCUCAGUCUCAGCCGUUCCCUCAGUCCGGGUCUCUCGGUGGCCCUGUGGGCUUCAUGUCAGGCCCGUCGAUGCCCUCCUCCAGCCUGGCGGGUCCUUCAGUGCCGCCCGCGUCUCCGCCGGGACCCCUGAUGUCUCCAUCGGGACCCCUGAUGUCUCCUCCACCCGCUCCAGGGUUUACAUCACCCACCUCUCUGCCAGGCGGCCCGAUGCCCUUCUUCCCAGGCGCUCCACACACACAGGGGCCUCCACACACACAGGGGCCUCCACACACACAAACACCUGCCAGCGGUGUGUAUACGCCUCUCGGAGCCGGUUAUCCUCAGGGCGGACCCGGCGCUCCAGGAGCCAAGAGCUUCACCGGCACCAACCUCCCACCUCCACCUACAGCGGCUCGCGACGGGUGGAACGACCCUCCAGCUGUACGCUCAGGACAACGCAAGAAAAAGCUGCCAGAGAACUACACUCCUCCUGCUCCGAUUACAGCGCCGGUGAUGGGCUUCCCAACGGAGAAUCCUGUGCAACAGGACCGAGUCCAGGUGCCGCCCGGAGCCCCUCAGGAGCCGAACAUACAGUCUUUACAGCAGCUUCCGGCGGUGCGAGUGGGACAGAAGGAAAUCCCCCCCGAACACAUGAUCAUCAAGACCACCUUCAGUAGUUUAGUUCAGCGCUGUCAGCUGGCCGCCGCAGACCCGCAAACGAAGCGCAAGCUUGACGACGCCUCCAAGCGGCUGGAGAGUCUGUACGACAAACUGCGGGAUCAAGCGCUUUCUCCCAGCAUCCUCGGCGGCCUGCACGAGAUCAGCCGUUGUGUCGGCGAACGCAACUAUCUGCAGGGUCUGGAGGUUCACACGCAGGUCGUGAGCAGCAGCAACUUCAGCGAGAUCUCUGCGUUCAUGCCCGUCCUCAAGGUGCUCAUGACCAUCGGCAACAAGCUGGCCGUGUGACUCUCUCUCUCUCUCUCUCUCUCUCUCUCUCUCUCUCUCUCUCUCUCGCGCACUGAUCUCAGAACCAGUCCAGCAUUAACAUCCCACCACUUCACGACUGGAGUUCUUCUCGUGCGUUUGGUGUUUGCUUUCCUUCUUAUUCAUCCAACACAAGCAGAACGACUGUUCAGAAAACCAUUAUUGCGUAUUAUGUG